UUAGCCUGCUUGGUGAAAAUUUGAGUCAAAUCCGACACGAGUCGCGCUCGCUUCUGACCAUUUAAACCGAUUAAAACGGGCUUAAAAUUAGCACGGCUCCCUUUGCGAUUCCCUCACAGCUGUGGCCAUGGUUGUCGUGUGAAAACGGAUCGGUGUGACUCGGACUGAAGGACGGACGGAGCCCCAAACCGCCUGUUUUCAGGCGUCAGCUGGUAAAGUGUGCGUGAGUGCGCGUGUGUGUGUGUAUGUGCGUGUGAGUUUGCAUGCGUGUGUGAGCAGGCACGUGUGUUUUCCCAGCGUAGUCGGUGUUUGGAGCGGAGCGUGGCCGAAACAAUGAGCGAGCUGGAACAGCUGCGACAGGAAGCUGAGCAACUACGCAAUCAGAUUCGGGAUGCCAGAAAAGCCUGCAGUGACUCCACUCUGUCACAGAUCACAGCUGGUCUGGACUCGGUGGGCCGGAUACAGAUGCGGACGCGACGCACUCUCAGGGGCCACCUGGCCAAGAUCUAUGCAAUGCACUGGGGGAGUGACUCCAGGUUACUUGUCAGUGCAUCACAAGAUGGGAAGCUAAUCAUCUGGGACAGCUACACAACAAAUAAGAUGCACGCCAUCCCUCUGCGCUCUUCAUGGGUGAUGACGUGCGCCUACGCCCCUUCUGGAAACUACGUGGCCUGCGGCGGUUUGGAUAACAUCUGCUCCAUAUACAGCCUGAAGACCCGCGAAGGCAACGUGCGCGUCACCAGAGAGCUACCUGGACACACAGGUUAUUUGUCCUGCUGCCGUUUCUUGGAUGAUAACCAGAUACUCACCAGCUCUGGAGACACCACCUGUGCAUUGUGGGACAUAGAGACAGGCCAGCAAACUACAAGCUUCUCUGGCCAUACAGGCGAUGUGAUGAGCUUGUCUUUGAGCCCGGACUACAAGACCUUUGUGUCAGGAGCCUGUGACGCCACUUCCAAGCUGUGGGACAUCCGCGACGGCAUGUGCAGGCAGUCGUUCACCGGCCACGUGUCUGACAUCAAUGCCGUCACCUUUUUCCCCAAUGGGAAUGCCUUUGGGACGGGCUCUGAUGACGCCACCUGCAGGCUGUUUGAUCUGCGUGCAGACCAGGAGCUGAUGACGUACAGCCACGACAACAUUAUCUGCGGCAUCACCUCCGUGGCGUUCUCCAAGAGCGGCCGCCUGCUCCUGGCCGGCUAUGAUGACUUCAACUGCAACGUCUGGGACACGCUGAAGGGCGAGCGUGCAGGUGUGUUAGCGGGCCACGACAACAGAGUGAGCUGCUUAGGAGUGACGGGCGACGGCAUGGCUGUGGCCACCGGCUCCUGGGACAGUUUCCUCCGGAUCUGGAAUUAAACGAGCCUGUCAUACUCAAAAACUGCCCCCUCCUCCCUCCACAACCCCACCCGGCAUAUCCCAACUCAUCACUGGGCGGUUGCACACACUGUGUUAGCUGACUCUCCUUAACUCAGCCCCCAGUCAUCAUCUCUGCUGGUGACCUGUGAGAAAGCACCAGCUGCUUCUUACCAGAUGUUUAGUUUUGUUGAUCAGCAGCAGAAAUCAGUAAAAAUGUUACAGAAAAGAAGAUUUGGUCCUCACACGAAUAAUUUUCCAAAGGUAUGUGUUACCAUGACUAACAACAAGAUUAGCAUCGGUGUCUAACAUGUACAUAUAUAAAGACAGUAUAUACAUAUAUAUGUAUAGCAUUGUGUGUGUGUAUAUAUGCAUCAUAUAUGCAUAUAUAAUGUCUAUGUAUAUAUUUUUGUAGAUUAUUUCCAGCCCUUGAGUUUAGUUUUUUUUUUUUUUAUAAAUAUCAUUUUUGAUAUUGUGUUUUAUUUUGAAUGGACAUACUCAUGUAAUGCAACAAGAUGCCAAAUCGUGUUUAAACGGAUACAAAGCAGCGUAACCUUUCCAAAUUUUCCCGUUGAUUUAGUGACGCCGAUUCAACGUGCAGGAAAACAGGAUCUGACACCUAAACCAAAAAAUCAAACUCACCUUAUUCACCUGUAUCUCUGUGUUAUGGUUACAGGCAGGUGACAUCAUUCAUGCACCCUGUACCUGUAAAUGUUGCAUUCAUGUCAAUGAUGGCUGUGAUCGCUCUCUUUUUUAAAAAAGAACAAAAACCAACAAAAAAGCCUGAAUCCCAGCGUUCCCACCAGUCUUUUAUUUUGGAAGGGAACGAUUGGAGUGCUGUGGUUGUGAUUUAAGUCUGGAUCCAGCUUUAACCCCAAAGUAGAAACUGGUGAAUUGUAGGCUCAGAUAGAAAACUUUAUUUUAUCGGAGGCCCUGCUUGAGUGGACUGUGGAUGCUCAGGGGACCGCUUCGGUUGCAAUGAUAGGAUUGAAGGAGGUCGUUGCAUCCCUGCUUCGUACGGCCUACACGAUCUGAGAUCACGCGUCGCCCUUCGAAUGACGCUGGUGUAGAAAACAGCGCUGCAAGUGGACACCUUAUCCCCGAGCAGCCCAAUAAAGGAGGAGCUUCAUGUCAGGACAUUAAUGACUCCGUCAGAAGGAGGGAUGACUGCCACAGAUCACCGUGGCUAAGGGUAAACCGUGACGUUUUUUGUUUUGUUUUUUUCAAUGAAGGAUGGGUUGUUUGUGUCAUUAACAAGGUGUGGAUUGUGUGACUGGAAUGACAGCCACUCCCAAAGUCACAGCAGUGCCACCACAGGCCUGUAAAAAGAAGAAAAAACUACACAUUUUUUUUAAGGGUUUAACACUUUCACUGUUUUCAACAGAAACAUUAUGAACUGUUAAAUAUGGCAAGUGAAAUGUACACUUAGUAGAGAGCUAGAAAAGCACUCAUGAACUGUAGUACAAAUGUUAAACCGUCGAGCACACGUGACUUAUUUACACAUAGACGUGGUAAUUCUGAUUUAAGUAUUUUCUUAUCGUGCAUCUUCCAUUAUUCUCAGCUCCUUAAAAGGCUUUAAACACUCACACACGCACUCACACAUGUGACGUGUGUGAGUUGGACCUAUCCAUCAGCUGUCUCAGGUGCCUAUUUAUAGAUGUAAACAUUGAGCCGCACGGGCUGGAUAACGAGGGUUGGUGCACCUGUGGAUGUGGAACUGUCGUGUCUCCAUUCUGCCUUACGAUAUCAUUCAUAAUAGGAGGUUAAACUAGCUUCAGCUACCGUAAUGUUUUUCUCUCACGCUUCCUGUUUAGGCGCUGAUCAAUAAGAACGUUUUCCCCGUAGAACACUACAAAAAGAAGGCCUGCCUGCAGAAAACACACCGCGACACCACAGACGGCUUAAAACGAGUGCUCUGCAGCACCUUUUAUACAACUCUGCUUUCUAAUAUUACUGCUGCAGAUCAGUUUGUAGUAUGUGUGAGAUGCCUGUUUGCCCCCGUGUCAGUCUACUGACCCGUCUGCUGCUUUGUCACAGCUUUGCAUCAUGAAAGUCCUUUUUCAGCAAAUGUUAAAAAGCAGUUAUAGUUUUUGAACCUGAGAAUAUCUUUGUGGUGUGUGUGGGGUGGGGGGUGCUGGGGUGUAAUCUGAUGACGUUUGUGGAUAACGUAUAGAUCCAAGUGUUAGACUGGUGCCAAUGUUACCCACAGACCUUAAGCUGUGAACUGAAAACUACACGUUAGCUCACUGUACUCCAGUGGCAGCCUCCUCCUCCUCCUCUUCCUCCAUCAAAUCAAAAGUCACCUCAGCGUCUGAUUUUAAAUCCAGUCUGGUGUUUGAUGAUCAAACAGGGCGGCUGCUUACAUGUGACGGUGAUGAUGAGGAGAGGGCGAAGAGUUUUCCCAGAGUGCUGACAGAGCUCAUUUUUCUAUUCAGGUCGGUGGACAUAAGUAGGGGUGCAACGAUACACAAAAUUCACGGUUCGGUUCGGUUCGAUACUUUGGUGUCACGGUUCGAUAUUUUUUCGAUACAAAAAAAUGUUCAUGCUUUUUUAAUUUGUCAUUUAUUAAAAUUAUAAAUAUAUAUUUUAACUCAAAAGUACAGUUUUUAAAUUUAAUGUUGCUGAAACGACAAAGUAAUAAAAAAAAUAAAUAUCUCAUGGAGAAAUCCCUCAUCUUUGGAAAAGAGAGUUUAUUACAGAGAAAUGGCUCUUUCCAAAAUAAAAGCUAUACUAUACGCUUCUUCUGGGGUAUACUCUCAGCAGCAUAUUAAACAUAUCAGGUCCCCAUAAGGAGAAUCAUGUGCUAACGGCUGUCUAAAUGACUCGGGUAAAGUCUGUAGCAUGCGUGCUUGUUUUUGUCUGCUUCCACUUGUCUUUGCACUAGGAUGACGUUGGAGUAAAUGUGCAGUCAUAUUCAUUGUGUUCCCACUAGUGCUGUCAGCGUUAAUCUGAAAUGACGUUAACGCCACAACACGGCAAAUCUCCGUUAACGAGCUACCGCGGAUCGCCCCGUGCGUGGGGCUGGACGGUGUCAACACGUUAACGAGCAAACUGCGCUAACGCAGUAGUUCCCACCCAUGUAAUUGAGCAUUGCGUGGCACAUCCGACAUACAGCGUCCAUGUCCAUGACGCGCUUACCUUCAGGGUCAUACUUCACAUGAAGACCAAAAUAGUUCCAAAGGCCAGAUCUGAAUGAGGGUGGGGGAGGUUCAAUUUGCUUUGUUGCAACGAGCUUAGCUUCUGUCUUGCUAGCUUGCGCUGCGCUCAGUGGAUCUGCGCUCGACAGUGCAGCCUAGUCGGAGUAGUCGAACGCAGAUCCACUGAGCGCUCAACACAGACAGCAUCGUCAGAAGAAAAGUUGAUAAAAUAAAUUAAAAAUUUUGUAUUGUUCAUACACAUGCGUACCGAACCGAAAGCACUGUAUCGAACGGUUCAAUAGCGAUACGAGUAUCGUUGCACCCCUAGACAUAAGGUGUUCACGGGUCCUCAGAGUGGGAACGACAGCUUGAAUUUAAAGAAGCAGUAUGAAAUUUUGGGAAAUGUGCUUUCUUGCAGUCGUAUCAGAAUAUUAAAGUUAAUUAAAAUGUCACUGGAUGGGGGCACUGUUGCAUAAAUACAAACUGUAAUAUUCAGACUGUCACAGAAACCAGACAACAUAAUACAUGAAUGGGUUUGUUUUUCCAAUUUAUUGCUUAAAAAUGUAUUGAGACAUUUUUUUAUAUCUUUCACUGGGAAAAAUUCACAGUAGCGAUGUGGAAGUCUCAAAAACUCACAAAACUACACGUAUCAGACGUGAUACAUCAGGGUUAAACAGCCACAAAUUCAUCAUCAGGAACAUCCAAAGUCUCCAUCCUGGUGUUUGUGAUGAGAGUGUGACCUUCAAACCGCAUGAUCGUGGGUUAAUUACUUGACACUCAUGUGUCAUUAGCAUAACCUGACCAAAAUGUACAAAUUAGACUUUAUUUAUUAAUCUAGUGUGACUCUGAGCAGCUGAGUCUGUAAACUGCUAGAGGUCCCCCUGUGUAGGCACUGUCUGUGAUGCCUGACAGUAACUAGAUGCUGCGUGUUUGUGUUCAGCUUCAUAACGGCCUUUGUCACAAUUAAAAAAGUGCUUCUCUUAAUGAGGAAAAACACUUUUCUCAACAUUUUUCCUGUAAAAACAACUUCAAGGUUAAAUGGACUCGUAUUCAUACUACCUGAGCUGCAUUCAGCCAUAGCGCUUUAUUCUGAGAUCCAGGCAAUGAAGAAUAAGAAUGAAAGGCAGGUUUCCUAGAGAGGCAAACGAUGACUGUACAGAAAUAUGCAGCCUCUAAAUAUUGCUGUGAGAUUUUGCCUUCCUUUCGGCGCUUUUAAAGAACAAAUAGGAUCCAUCUCUGUCAUCUUGGCGUGCGAGUCCCCGUGCCAGGAAGUGAGUAAACACCUUUCCCACAAUGUUGAACUGUUCCUUUAGUUUUUUUCACUUUUAUUUGCCAAAAUUAGCUGUGAAAAAACAAACACCUUAGCCCUUAACAGCUUAAGAAGAAGGGAGUGUGUGUGUGUGUG
This is a messenger RNA of Pelmatolapia mariae (spotted tilapia), 5895 nucleotides long. RefSeq names its product guanine nucleotide-binding protein subunit beta-4. Gene Ontology annotation, cellular component: heterotrimeric G-protein complex; cytoplasm. Gene Ontology annotation, molecular function: signaling receptor complex adaptor activity; protein binding. Bases 334 to 1356 code for a protein of 340 amino acids. Gene Ontology annotation, biological process: G protein-coupled receptor signaling pathway. The record is from RefSeq and is a predicted model, not a curated record. NCBI's taxonomy places the organism in Eukaryota, Metazoa, Chordata, Actinopteri, Cichliformes, Cichlidae. The transcript is spliced from 10 exons.